UUGGAAUUUUAGUUCACCGCUCGAAUCGAAUUCAUUCACUUGUUUGUUGUCUUGCAUUCGCAUACGCGUUCGCGAAUUUCAACGCCGUAAAUUCUACAAUUUCAUUUCUUCUGUUUUAUUAAGUUUCGUUGUGUGUGGUGCAGCUACUUAGAGAACGCAGGAUUUUUAUUUUGCCAAAAUUAUUUAUUGCAACAAAUGUGAAUGAAAUAGCAAUAAAACUAAGCAAAUUUACUUAUAAAUCACAGCGAAAACGCCAAAAAAAUCACUUUUCAAAGUUACAUGUAUCGCUUUUAAAAUAGGAAUAAUUUUCUUUUUGUGAGCUUUGUGUGUCGGCGUAGUGCAAUUCGAUAUUUGAAAUAAGAAAUAAAUUUUCUAAACUGCAUUAUUGCAAAAACAAACACGAAGUUAGCUCCGUUGCUACCAAUUCAAGAGUGUUUAAGUUGCAAUUCUAAACUGCAUUAUAGCAAGCAUACGUUAAAAGAAAUUGCAAAAAAUAGUUCUGCAUUUUGCAAACGACAUUAAACAGUGAAAGAAAUUUUUUGAUUUGUGUGCACACUAGUUGAUGGCCGAAAAUAAAGGAAUCAUGCUGGCUAAAUCUGUACAAAAACACGCUGGACGUGCCAAGGAAAAGAUUUUGCAAAAUUUGGGCAAAGUCGACCGGACUGCCGAUGAUAUUUUCGACGAUCAUUUAAAUAACUUCAAUCGCCAACAAACUAAUGCCAACAGAUUACAAAAGGAGUUCAACAACUACAUCAGAUGUAUUCGUGCCGCUCAAACCGCUUCCAAGUCGCUGAUGGAUGCCAUUUCCGAAAUCUAUGAACCGCAUUGGGUCGGCUAUGAUGCAUUGCAGGCACAGACCGGCGCUGCCGAAAGUCUAUGGCAAGACUUCGCCCAUAAAUUGGCAGAUCAAGUAUUGAUUCCGUUGAAUACAUACACUGGACAAUUUCCGGAAAUGAAAAAAAAAGUGGAUAAACGCAAUAGAAAGCUGAUUGACUAUGAUGGCCAACGCCAUUCAUUCCAAAGUCUUCAGGCCAAUGCUAACAAGCGCAAGGAUGAUGUCAAGCUCACGAAAGGACGCGAGCAGCUGGAGGAAGCUCGUCGCACCUAUGAAAUUCUCAAUACCGAGUUGCAUGAUGAGUUGCCCGCCUUAUAUGACUCAAGAAUAUUGUUUUUGGUCACCAACUUGCAGACGCUCUUUGCAACGGAACAAGUGUUUCACAAUGAAACGGCUAAGAUCUACUCCGAAUUGGAGGCGAUUGUGGACAAAUUAGCAACGGAUUCUCAACGCGGCUCGAAUACGCUACGAAAGCAAACUAGUAAAUUUAUGGAAAGCACUGCCUUUUCCGCUCCAAGCCCCACAAAGACGUCGCCAUUCAAGCAAAUGAACAACACAAACACCACCAAUAACAGUAACUAUCAAAAUCAGAUCACCACAAAUGGCUCCAGUAAUGUCAACAGUCCUGAAUAAAAAAUAUAAAAAAAAUUAUUUUUUUUUGACAAAAUUUGCAUCUGCAUAAAUUAAAUUGAAAAAAAUGCUUGCUUUAAUUGUAAGCUAAAUACAAUUCGAUUAACAAUGUUGCGCACAAAACUUGUUUAAUAAAUUCAAAAUUGCAAAUUACAAAGAAAAAUACAAAAACAAAAAUAUUAAUUUCAAAGUUAUAAAAUUUAAAAGUAUUUUAUGCAUACAAUGACAUGCACUUGCAUUGCCUUACAAAUCACGAUAAAUAUUGAAAAUAUUUAAACACAAUUUCUUCUCACUUAACAAUAUCGAAUCGAAUUUAGCUUAUUUUGUGACCCUAUCACCCUUAAAUCUUUAUAAUAUCCCACAUUUUAUGAGGUUGUGUGUGCCGCGUACGUUAGCCUAUUAAGUUAUUUUAAGCUGAUAAUUAAAUUAUAAUUAAUUAUUAUAACUUCUUACAUAUAAAAAAUUGUAUUUGCAUUAGAAGUCGUAGUUAGCAUGUAGCGUUAUAAUUGCAUACGUUUAUGGCCAUAAAACUAUAGACUCAUAUAAUUUUUUUUUUUUUAAUUAUUAAUAGUUAUAAUUUUUGUUUGCUUUAAUUUUAUAGUUAUCUUACAUAACAUAAUAUAUAAAACAAGUAUACUUUCAUGUAGUGACAAUAUUUAAUAACUAAAAGUGGUUAUACUUAGUUAUUUAAAAGUGGUUACUUGGUUCAAAGUUUCAUGCCAUGAUCACAUCAUAACAAAAAUUGCAAUUUGUUUUUUUUUUUUUGCUAUAAAUGCACUGAAGACUACUUCUUUCGAUUUAUAUACUACUACGUAGGUGCAACGAUUCGUGUUUUAAUCAUAGAAAAUCGCUCUAUUGUUUUUCAAAAUAUUUUCCAUUUCGCAUGCUUCUGAACUAGUUCUCUUAGCACUUUUGCCACUCUGAUUGAAGGACACACAUAUUUCCAAAACAUGCGUUCUGAGCGCCUCAACCGUCUUUAUUUCUUUAUUGGCGUAGACACGCGGUUAUAGCCGAGUUUACAAAGGUCCAUAAGUUAUGACUACCAACAGUGACUUGGGAGCCAAGUCGCGACUGCGACGACUGUUUGUUUGAUGACAGCAGAUGUUUCGUCUUGCCCACCUUCACCACCAAACCCAUUUGCUUCGCUUUCUUAUCCAUUCUGAAGAAAUGAUCGGCGUACGCCAUUAACUGUGCACUCUUAUAGAAGACUGUACCUUCUCUAUUCAGCUCUGCGGCUCGAACUAUUUUCUUCAGGAGUAGAUUGAAGAAGUAGCACGAUAGGGAGUCGCUUUGUUUGUAACAUCUCCGGCUUGGAGAGGUCUUUCCUGAUCCUGACGAAGCUUUUGAUAUUGCUCAACGUCAGUUUACACAGCCGAAUUAGUUUUGCAGGGAUACCAAGCUCAGACAUAGCGGCAUAAAGGCAGCUUCUUUUCGGCUUAUCAAAAGCUGCUUUGUAAUCGACAAAUACUAUGUUCGGACCGACAUUGAAGACAUUGUUUUGGUGGAAAAACUGGUUUUCGCCCUACAGCUUGUAUUUUCAUCCAUGUAAAAUCUGUCAAACGCAAACAUAUUGAAAACCAGUUUUCGCUGAAACUACUUGAAAACUUGCAUUCCACUCAUUAUAAUCGGUGUCUGAUCUAGUUUAGUAGUAGUAAAAGAGGUAGUGUGUGUCGAUAGAUUGCAACACUAGUGUUGCCAAAUCCCAAAACAAUUUCCUGAAAAUUCUACAGCUUCAAAAUCGAUCUCUCCACCUAAGAUGCUAAGAUGCUAAAUUCUUUUUCAGCAAUGAUUGUCAAUUGAUCUCCGGAUUGAAAUCCUGGAGCUAUGUCAUACAUACCCGAAACAAUUCGGGUAUAUUACGACUGAACAGAUGCAAACAGAUAUCAUCAAUUACUUGUUGCUUUAUCGAUGGUGAAGUCGAUCACUUGAUACAGAACUUUUACAUACCAGAAUUUUCAUGAACGAUAAGUUCAACACAUUCCUAACUAUUUUUGAAUUUCGUACAGUUAACAGUAUCUGCUGGAAUAAAAACCCGAGUCUCUUUCAGCUACGUAAACUCAAAUAUGGUAGAAACUUUGCUGUUGUUGCUGUUGCGGCAAAAUUAUGCCGAGUUGACAGUCCUUGACCGGUAAAAAUCCAGGUCCAUUCCGGUGACGUAGACCUGACUGUCGUUUGAGCGGAUUGUUAUUCUACCAAGCGUAGAUCUGGUGCUCAUGUCGGCUGCAGAGUUCGAACCAGCAGCAUUUUUGUUAUUUUUGUCAAAAAUUUGUAUUUAUUUUCAAAUGUCCAAACUUACAAACGUCACUUAUAUAAUAAUGCUAUACAUGAGCUGUGAGAAGUUCCAACUUGUCUAGUAGUCACAACUUUUAUAGUAUUAGCAUUUUUUGUUUUAGUAAUUAAAUUCGUUAUUUUGAGUUUAUUUAUAAAUAUUGGCUUUAAGAA
Bactrocera tryoni is the source of this 3907-nucleotide messenger RNA. RefSeq names its product myc box-dependent-interacting protein 1 (gene Amph). Gene Ontology annotation, molecular function: phospholipid binding; protein binding. Gene Ontology annotation, cellular component: cytoplasm; plasma membrane. The transcript is spliced from 8 exons. NCBI's taxonomy places the organism in Eukaryota, Metazoa, Arthropoda, Insecta, Diptera, Tephritidae. The record is from RefSeq and is a predicted model, not a curated record. The coding region runs from base 563 to 1468 and encodes 301 amino acids.